AUGUUUGAUAGGAAUUCAGCUCAGUCGUCCUUGGAUAUACUGUAUGAGGAUCGUGUAACAUUAAAUGAUGGACGGUCUAAUCCAGAGACCGUAUUAUUACAAUUAACAUCCGAAACACUUGUAAUUCGUCGUGAUAAACUAAAAAAUGAUAGAAAUUCAGUUGAUUUUUCAUUAGAACAACAGUCCAAUUCAUUAGAUAAUAGAUUGCAAAAAUCAACAAAUGAUGAAGAAAUGAUUAGUGAUGAACGUUUAAUUAAAUUACAUCGUCAACCAAAUGAAACGUUGGGAUUUUCAAUCAAAGGUGGUAUCGAUACCGGUAUGUGUUUAGAAAGUAUUAAAAUAUUCUUUAUACUAGAAAAUAUUUCUUAUUCAGGUCUUCCGAUACUAAUAUCUCGUAUAACAAAACAUCAACUUGUUAAUAUGAUAAAAGUGGGUGAUGCCAUUUUGAAUAUAAAUGGUAUAGAUCUUUCAUUAAUGUCUCAUGAUGAAGCCCUUCAUUGUUUACGUACAUCCGGUAAUGAAGUUCUUCUCAAUGUGAAAUAUAUGAAAUUGAUGGCACCAUUUUUAUCUCAUCAAAUUUCAACUAAUAACGACAUGAAACAUCAUCAAUUUUCUUGUAUUAGUUCCAAACAGUACAAUCAAGGUCAACCAAACAAUGAUGAACAAGAAUUAUUACAUCAACUAUUGCAUUGUGAACAUAGUAAUGAUGUUGAUAAAACAAAAAUAGAAAAUUAUAAUCAUGAAGAUGAUAAUCCAGUUGAUUUAAUUUCAAAGUUGAAUAUAUCUGACUCGAAUACUAAUUUUAAUACAUCUUUAAUACGAAAAUCCAAGAAACAAUCACGAAGAAAGAGAAUGAAGAAUUAUUUACCUGUUCAUAUACCACCAACAAAUUCGUUAACAUCAAGUCAAACUCGUUCAACAUCUUCUUCAUGUUCUUCAACUGUUAUCUCUGAAUUUCCAUUGUUUUAUGCUUCCAUUACUCAAUACAUUUGUGGUACAGAUAAAUUACGUUCAAACUCAUUUCAAUUAUCUACACUCGAUGGUUCACAAUUGGGUAUUAUUAUUUGUGAUACAAUUUUAAAACAGCAAACAUGGAUUAAACAAAUUAAUAUUGUAAUUAAAAAUUUAAUUCGAUUAACUGUUGAUGAAUUAAAUCAAACAUUUUUACCAUCAGAUCAAAUACAUUAUGAAACAUGGCUUUAUGAACGUUUUACAAUUCGAAAUAAUUUACCAGAAUGGAAAACAAAAUUUUUUGCAUUAAAAGGAAAUGACGUUUAUUUAUUUGAUCGACCACCCUUGACAUCUUAUGAUUUUAUUUGUUGUAAUAAAAUAUAUUGUAUUUAUGAAACAUUAUUUCAAAUUGUUAAAACUGACUAUUUACUUGAUGAUCGACCCUAUUGUUUUACAUUAGAAAAUAAUGAUGAAUAUAAACAUUAUUUUUGUUUAGAAACAAAACAAGAAUUAAUAGAAUUUGAAACAAAUUGGCAACGAUCAACCUAUAUGGCAGUAUACAAUGUAAAAAUGAAAUCAUUCGGAUGUACGUAUAUGGGGAAAAUAUGUCGUCUCAUUAUCGAUAUUCAUCAAGGAUUUAGUCUAAUUAAUAAUGAAACAAAUUUAUUAUUAUGGAAUUAUAAAUUUUCACAAUUAAAAUCGAGUACGGAUAAUGCACGAACAAAACUUUAUUUUGAUUUUCAAUCAGAUAAUGAAAAAUUGAUAAAAAUUGAAAUUGAAUGUCAACAUUUAAAAACAUUAAUAUAUGUUAUCAAUUCAUUUUUAACAGCUAAAUUAAUUGCCGUAGAUAAUUGUGGCUGA
Messenger RNA from Didymodactylos carnosus, 1812 nucleotides. NCBI's taxonomy places the organism in Eukaryota, Metazoa, Rotifera, Eurotatoria, Philodinida, Philodinidae. The record is from the annotation of a GenBank genome assembly.